GUGGUGUCGCGGCUUGGGAGUGGCCGUCCGCUCGGCACGUCGCGAUCGUCGUGCGACUCGCAGUCCCGGGCAGAUCGUGGAUCGGGAGGGGAACGGCCAACAUUGAUCUUUCAGGGGUGAGCCGUGCCGUGGCCGUUUGCGCGGUUAGCGCUUGUGCUGUGCAAGGCUGGCAUCGGUGGGCUUCCAUGAGUUUGGGAGGCCUCGCGUUUUCCACCCGUCGCCGCGCCCGGCGCUCGCCUCGCCGAACUCAGAGGAGGACGUCUUUCAUGUCGUAAAGAGGCGCCCUUGGCUCCGCCGGGGUAGUUAACCACGGCCACUGUGUGGUCGUACAAGAUGCCGGUGUCGGUGGCGGCGCGGCGGCCGUCCGCACCCUCCUCGCCCUCGUCGCGCACCUCGUACUCGUCGUCGUACUCCACGUCCAGGUACUCGUCGCUGUCCAGGUCGACCGUCACCUCGCUCGACCUCACCUCGACGCGCUACCUCAGCGAUCGGCUGUCAUCCAGCUCGCUGUCAGCGCGCCCCGUCCGCCAUGGCAGCCACUCGGAAGACGUGCUGUCGCGGUACUCGACGUCCAGGGAGCGCUCGACGGAGCCCAGCCGGGCCUCGUCGUCCUCCCUGUGUGACACCACCUCGACGGCGGCGCGGCGAGAGCGCGAGGGCUCCGUCACCAAGGCCCGCCUCGGCCUGGACACGGCCUCCACCACGGCCGUAGCGUCCUCGCGCCUCGACGCGCCGCGCUCGGCCUACACCGGCGCCUCGAGCGGCAAGCUGGGCCGGCCGCCGCUGCACUCAAGCUUGUCGUCCUCCGCGGACGAGCCGGCGGCCACGGCCUCGGCCAGGGCGGGCAGCACGGCCGCGGCCACGUCCACGUACACGCGCAGCCGCACCACGCCGACCACGACCGCCACCAUGACCACCUCCACCGGCAAGCCGUUCCACAGCCGCUUCCUCAAGCCCAAGCCCGCCGCGGAGGACAAGGACAAGGCCAGCUCGACCAGCGAAAAGGCGGGCUCCAGCGACAAGGAGGACAACUUUGAAUCUCCCCGUCUUGGCCGACGAGCUCCCUCCACAUCCAAUGGCUCUCGUGGCUCUGGCUUGAAUGGCCUCAGGAACAUUGGCAACACUUGUUUCAUGAAUUCAGUCAUCCAAUGUCUAAGCAAUACUCGACCUCUCCUGGAAUAUCUCCUUAAGCAGACAUAUCUUGCUGAGAUAAAUACCACCAACUCGAGUAUGAAGGGAGCAUUAAUUAAAGCAUUUGCCAAGAUGAUAGAGGAAUUAUGGACUGGUGAAGCGCAAGUCAUCAACACCUCUGCUUUCAAAGGGCAAAUACAACAUUUUGCUCCAAGAUUCAUGGGAUACAGCCAACAAGAUGCUCAGGAAUUCUUAAGAUACUUACUUGAAGGCCUGCAUGAAGAUGUGAACCGUGUGGAGCAGAGGCCUACCAACACUGUUCUUCCAGACAUAGAUGACUCAUUGAAUGACAACCAAAAGGCUGAUGAAUCUUGGCGGCGUUAUCUCAGGAUAGACAAUAGCUCUGUCUUAGAUGUAUUUGUUGGUCAAUUGAAAUCAACUCUUCAGUGCACAACUUGUGGGCAUUGCUCUGUAACAUUUGAUCCUUUCUGGGAUUUGAGCUUACCCAUUCCAUCUCGCACAGGCCAGCUACGACUCCAACAAUGUCUGGAGCAUUUCACUCGGGAAGAAGUCCUUGAUGGAGAUGAGAAACCAACUUGUGCCAAAUGCCAAACACGAAGGAAAUGCACCAAGAGCUUCUCCAUUCAGAAGUUCCCCAAGAUUCUUGUACUUCAUUUGAAGCGAUUUUCGCCAAUGGAACGGUUUAGAGGGAAGCUUAAUGUCACUGUUGAAUUCCCUCUCAACGGGCUUGACUUGAGUGCAUAUGCUGCCAACCGAGGACGAGGCUGCACAUACAAUUUGUAUGGAAUAGCAAACCAUUCUGGCACCACCUACUCUGGCCAUUACACAGCAUACUGCAAACAUCCAUACACCCAUGAAUGGCAUGAGUACAAUGACUCAAGAGUCUCCAGCAUUACAUCUCGGAAUGUCAUAUCCAGUGAAGCAUAUGUGUUAUUCUAUGAAUUGUCUGGUCACACUUCACAUUUGUAACAUUUGAGUUGAUAUACAUUGAUCUGUUUUCUUAUAGUGUGAGUUGAUAAAAUUUGGAUGGUUUCUUAAGUUUGUGAUAUCUAAUGAAAAAUUUAUGUGAAGGGAGAGGAACUAUUUCAUAUUUUAUUUAUUUCUUAUUAUUUAUUGUGAAUAAUUAAUGGGUUCUGACCAGGAAGAUUUUGAGAGAAUCUUAGUAAGAGCAUGAGUGCACGAAAAUGCAAGUUCAGAUUCAAAAUUUCUUGGUAGUUUUCAAGUCAGCGGACACAAGGUUCUACCUGUAAAUAUGCUUGAUGCCUAACAUCGAAAUUUAAUAGCCUUUUAGGUAACUUCAAAAUGAGCGCAGUUGCACUGUGAUUUCAUUAUUAGGUCAAUACAUUAUUUGAUGCAAUUCUCACCUCUACUCAUAACUGCAAAGACAUUAAUGAAACAUAGGGCUUAGCACCUUAGAAAAUGACUAUAUUUUUCACUUGUACACCAUGUUCUUUGUAUGUUAAUGCUGUUUAUUUAAAAUCUUUGUCUCAAACUGUUGUUUGUUUAGAGCUGGUCACAAUAAGUGUGUCAAGCUAGCAAUGGAGAGUACACAUUCCAUGAACUUGACAUGCACUGCUCCCAGUUCACUAAGUUUUUGCUACUUUUCUUUCUUUAGCAUAGCUGCUUUUAAAAUUGUUUUGCCUACACCUUGGCAAAAUCUUCAAAUGAUAGGGAUUUUUUUAGACAUAAUUUUGCAAUUUUUGAACAAAAAAGAAGAAAAAAAGGAACUUUGCUACAACAGAAUGUGAGCGUUGCUCAAGUAGUGUCUGUAAGGGAUGGUUUUAAUACUACGUAUCAGGUUGUUAUUUGAUGCUGCUAUUUGGUUGAUUGUUGAGCCAGGCCAAGUACCAAUGCUGUUUUAUUCUUUUUCCUCCAUUGAGUGAUUGUUCUUUUGAAUGGACUUUGCGGCAAGUGCCAUCGCAUUAUCUUCAGUUUAUUGACUUGUACUCUAUUUUAUUCUCACUAAUGUUUCCGGCCUGGCUAUGGUUAAGUUAUGAAUAGUGGAUUCUAGUCCUAUUUAUUCAAGUUCCAAUUUGAACUUUUGGUUAAUUUUAUAUAAUAUAUUUAAUUCUGUUUUUGUGACAGAUUCUUUAAUUGAGACAAGGGUUUCCUUUUUGCUGACAAUCCAUGAUGGAAUGCUAUUGCUCUAGAAGUCAUGACUUCUAGCAGUUAUUUGUAUUUUGUAUUUUUUACAAAAAUUAAAAAUUUGUUGGAAAUAUGUUGGUUGCUAUUGAGUAAUAGCCAAAAGUCAAAUAUACAUUGUUGAUAUCUUUUGUUUUCAGUGAUAGCUUAAGUAUUGUUAUAUUUUUGUGUGUAACUAGUACCACAAGUCAAUGGUUCUGUGAAGUACAAAGCAAAUACCAGAUGCUGCAAAUUAGUGUGAUACAAACAAAAAAAGGGGAUUGAAUAUUAUGAGUCACAGAAAUACCAUUGACCAUUCAUAAUACUAUCUUUUAGUGAUCAGAGGAUAUUUUAAUUAUGAAUUCCCAUGUUAAUUGGAGAACUCAUUGUCAAUCUGGCAUGUCAGAUUGUACCUCAGACUUCAGUUACAUGAAUCUAAUUGUUAAAUACCGAGCGGUAAACUGCAGUAUCCCAAUCCCCGAUCCCUGAUCUGUUUCUACACUUAGUGUUACCAAACACUAAAAUAAGAGAAAGGAUGAUGAUGACUUGGAUUUCCUCCUAGGAAAUGUUGGCGUACCAAACUGGUGAUUACAUUUAUUCUUGGUACAGAGGAAAUUUUCAUUCUUACUGAUGUAAAUGAUAUUUUACCAUGAACUUGAUUGUUGAUGUCAUACCAUCAGUCAAGUUUGAAUAUUUUUUUAAAUUGGGAAAUCAAAUUGUGGAAGAGUGUACAUAGAUGUUAAUGUUUAUGUUCUAUAGAUUUAUAUGUACAGUAUUUUUUUUCAUGUUGUGAUGGAUUUGGCAUGAGAUUUUUGGAACAAAGUAGAGUAGUCAUCAUUAUAAAUUUAUUGUAAGGCUUAGAGAGGUAUCCACAUUUUAGUUCUAUUAUUGUUCCUGCCAUGAGUGAUUUUGAUGUGGAAAAAAAAUUUAAUACCACUUUUUUGUUUUUGGUUCUCAACUGUCUGUUUCCCAAGCUGGCCAAAUAAAAUUGUGGCAAUGAUAAAUUUGUUAUGUUUUAAGAAAUAUGUGCAAGUGUGUUUUCUGUGCAAGUGAGAGAAAUUGCCAUUGUAUCUCUCCUAGUCAUGAUAAUGAAUUUCUGCUAACACAGAUAUCAUUACUCUUUUUGUUCAUGUAUGGAUUGAUUGAGAGAAUGGAGGAAUGGAGAAAAUUUAGUUCGUGUUGGAGUGAGUGAUAUUUUUCAGCGCAUGCUGGCUAGUAUCUAAACCUGCAUAUGCGAAUAAACUCAAAGGAAAGCUA
Messenger RNA from Thrips palmi, 4530 nucleotides. RefSeq names its product ubiquitin carboxyl-terminal hydrolase 2 (gene Usp2). The transcript has 11 exons. Gene Ontology annotation, biological process: protein deubiquitination. Gene Ontology annotation, cellular component: cytoplasm. Gene Ontology annotation, molecular function: cysteine-type deubiquitinase activity. The record is from RefSeq and is a predicted model, not a curated record. Bases 334 to 2121 code for a protein of 595 amino acids. NCBI's taxonomy places the organism in Eukaryota, Metazoa, Arthropoda, Insecta, Thysanoptera, Thripidae.